Trichoplax adhaerens is the source of this 1200-nucleotide messenger RNA. RefSeq lists its product as uncharacterized. Gene Ontology annotation, biological process: negative regulation of adenosine receptor signaling pathway; adenosine catabolic process; hypoxanthine salvage. The transcript is spliced from 10 exons. Gene Ontology annotation, cellular component: cytosol; external side of plasma membrane. The record is from RefSeq and is a predicted model, not a curated record. Bases 1 to 1200 code for a protein of 399 amino acids. NCBI's taxonomy places the organism in Eukaryota, Metazoa, Placozoa, Uniplacotomia, Trichoplacea, Trichoplacidae. Gene Ontology annotation, molecular function: adenosine deaminase activity.
AUGGCUGCUACAGGUUCACAAAGUUUAAAGUGUAAAGUCGAACUGCAUAAUCAUUUGGACGGAGCGCUUCGUGCUGAAACAGUAAUAGAUUUAGCUAGGAGUAAAGGUAUUGAAUUGCCCGUAGACAAUGCAAGACAAUUUAAAGAAUUCGUUUCCUGUGCCAACGAGACAGACCGAUCUUUAAAGAAAUUUUUGGAGCCAUUUGCUGUUUUCAUACCGGUUAUUAGUGGUGAUCCUCAUGCCCUUCGUCGGUGUGCAAUAGAAUUUUGUGAAGAUCAGGCAAAUCAAGGUGUCUUAUAUACUGAGGCGCGUUAUGCUCCGGGAUUGUUGACCAGCGGAACAUCAAAUAAUGACGCGACAGAAGGCGAUAAAUUAACUAGCGAACAAGUGCUACUUACUAUAGUAGAUGGAUUAGAGGAGGGAUGUCGACGGUACGGAAUCAAAGUUAAAAGUAUUCUUUGUUGUCUUCGAGGUUGUCCAGACUCAGCUACUGAAACUAUCGAACUAUGCAAAAAGUAUCAUAGAAAAGGAGUUGUGGGUAUUGAUAUAGAAGGAAAUGAACUAGAAGAUAGUAUUAAACCUGGUGAUGAAUUUUGUAAAGCUUUUCAAGAAGCCAAGAGAUAUGGUAUUCAUAGAACAGUUCACGCUGGAGAAGCCGGAACAGCCGAAAAUAUUCGCCAGAGUUUGGAUUGGCUAAGCGCUGAAAGAAUCGGUCAUGGAUAUCAGUUAGUGGAAGAUGAAAGUUUACUUGAAAGGGUCAAGAAAGAACAAAUCCAUCUGGAAGUUUGCCCGACAUCUAGUAUACUUACAGGUUCCUGUUCAAGUUUUGAUAAUCAUCCCGCUAAACGGUUGAUUAUAUCAUAUUUAGAUCCUAAAUUAUCUCCAUUUGUAAAUUAUUUAAGUUUAUUGAAACUUCGUCAUUACUUCGGUUCUUCUACUAGAUUUAUUAACGAAGGGCUAAAUUUUUCUAUAAACUCCGAUGAUUCUUUGUGUUGUAAUUCUGGUGUUGCCGAUGAAUAUAAAUUGGUUUACAAUAAAUGGGGUUACGGUGCUUCAGUACUGACGCGAGCGACAUUUAAUGCAGCUCGUUCGUCAUUCUUACCAGAAGAAGAAAAGCAACAAUUAAUUAAUGACUUGGAAGAAAUCUACGGUAUGAAGGUGAUAAUUAAUUAUAAAGCAACCGAUAUUAAAUUGUCUUAA